GGUCAUCAAAACCAUUGCCAGAAAGUCAAAUAUGUGGAGACUUUGAAAAAGAUUGCUCCGGUGAUUGCUACUACACAAUGUGACUCUUCAAAAAUAAUGACAUAGACACCUGGUGAACCAAGAAUUCCUUUUAAAGGAAAAAAAAUGCUGUCUGAAUCUGAGUGCAUGUGCCCAGUAUGCAUUAGCUUAAUCAUCCAACCUGUAACAUUCCCCUGCAAUCACUCACUGUGUUUACAAUGUUACAAGGAAACAGUGGAAAAAGCCAACCUCUCAUGCCCAGUCUGCAGGAAGCGCAUUUCAGUUUGGGCCAGAAAAGCUGCCAAGGAAAAUAAAUUGAUAAACAUGGAAAUGUGGAAAGACAUCCAAGAGGCCUUCCCUGAAAAAGUGAGGCGCAGGAUGGAAGCCAGUGAAGAAAGCAACAGUGAAGAUGAAGAAGAUGAUUUUGAAGCACAGGAAAGACGACAAAUUUCCUGUCCUGGAGAAAUCAGACAAGAAUAUGAAGCUGCUAUCCAGCAGAUUCAGCAAAAAAAUGACGAACAGGCAAAGAAAGAGGAGGAGGUCAGUAAAGUACUGUUUGAAGCUCUGCAACAGGAAGAAUUUUUGUCAGAGAAAGUGGAAAUAGAAGAGAAAGCACUGAUGCUUGAAAAGAAAAAGUCUAAAAAAAAUAGCCUCCUUUUGAAUCCAGUUGUCAGAUUAAAGAAGUGCUUAGAAGCAGAGGAUAUAGUGUUGAGUUGGAGAGCUAACAACUGUCUUCCUAACACUGAAACUUUCCAUGACUCUUCACAACUCACAGAAAACAGAUCAGCUAUACCUGCUGGCAAUAGUUCAGUUCAUACUGAUGUCCUUAGGUUUGCAACAAAAUUACAAGAAUUUUUUGACUUAAUGGAUAAAAAAAGAAUAGUGGUGGAUAGGUCAAAAGGAUCCAGAAAUGAAUAUACAUUGCAUAGAAAGCAUAAAUGUGAUGAGUGACUGUUACAUUGUGUUGUUGAUUGUUAUAUGUUGGGUUGAGUUGUUUUUUUAUGUUUUAGUAAUGUUUUUGUUGUUGGCUACUUUGUUUUUGAUACUGUCACAUGACCCAUAACAGUCUGUGUAAACAUAUGAUGUUAUUCUAAACACUGACUUAUUUGAGUUGUUGAUUCCAAGUGCUUCCUAUUCUAUCUAGAUCACAUGUUUUUGAAUUAUAUUGGUCUAUAUAUAUAUAAAUAUACAUUACAAUUUAUUGAUGAUUCUAUUUAUCCAUCAUUUGAAACCUUUCAUUUACUUUUUUUAGUGCUAAUUAUCAAACAAAAUUUCUAUAUUACAUGUAUGAUCUUUGCAUAGUCUAUGCCAAACAUUUACCCUGGAUUGUCAUGUUAUAUUUGAUAUUUUUAAAUAUUAACUUACUGCCAAAGCCUUAAAGAGAAAUACAUUCAUUAAUCCAAACUUUGCAAAAAAAAACACUAUUUGAAAAUGUCUUUUUUUUUUUAACUUUUAGCAAGCAUUGUUUAUUAGAAUACUAUCAGACUAUCAAAAUACAUUUUCUUAAACUAAAUUGAACUAAAACUUUGACAGCACAUUGAUUAAAAUGUAACAGACUUUGUUUUUGUCAUGCCUUGUAAUAAAAGCCUUAAUGACAAAUGCCAUUUGUAAUUGAAUCCAGUCUGUAUUAUAUAAACACAGAGAACAAAAACCUGAGGAUUGUAUGGAGAUAGUUUAAUAGUUUGUACAAAAUAUAGCAUCACUACAUUAUGUGCUCACCAAGAGAAUUAUGGGAUAGAAAGAUAGUAACAUCAGAAACAACAUACUCUAGUGGCUAUUGUCACUCAACUAUGUACAUACUCUAAUGGAUACUUGCCUUGAUCAAUAUACAACUGACUUCAGUGGAUCCUAUCAAUUUACUGUGUGGGAGACCAAAGUUCAACAACUAUAAUUAAGAUGUUAAAACAAUACAUUCUAAACACAAUCACUAGUUUGAUGUGAAGGCACUGAACUAUGUAUUUCAAAACUUAAGCUAUUCUGUGCAUGCAGUGUCUUCUGUUUUCUUGUCCCAUGAAAAACCAAAAGGUCACUCAACACUAUUUGAUCACAUCACUAUCCUAACUUUUAACAGCAGUUAGUUGCAUAAAUAGUUCUGUACACACAUAUAUAUAUAUAUAU
Messenger RNA from Biomphalaria glabrata, 2136 nucleotides. Its product is annotated as E3 ubiquitin-protein ligase rnf168-like. The transcript has 6 exons. Bases 145 to 969 code for a protein of 274 amino acids. Gene Ontology annotation, molecular function: metal ion binding; ubiquitin-protein transferase activity; nucleosome binding. Gene Ontology annotation, biological process: double-strand break repair. The record is from RefSeq and is a predicted model, not a curated record. Gene Ontology annotation, cellular component: nucleus; site of double-strand break. NCBI's taxonomy places the organism in Eukaryota, Metazoa, Mollusca, Gastropoda, Planorbidae.